Cuculus canorus (common cuckoo) is the source of this 4892-nucleotide messenger RNA. RefSeq names its product X-prolyl aminopeptidase 3 (gene XPNPEP3). The record is from RefSeq and is a predicted model, not a curated record. Bases 29 to 1822 code for a protein of 597 amino acids. NCBI's taxonomy places the organism in Eukaryota, Metazoa, Chordata, Aves, Cuculiformes, Cuculidae. The transcript is spliced from 10 exons. Gene Ontology annotation, molecular function: manganese ion binding; metalloaminopeptidase activity. Gene Ontology annotation, cellular component: mitochondrion.
CUACCCACAGGGCAGGACCACGCCCACUAUGAGACACCGCCUCGUGAGGCCACGCCCAAUCCUGGCCUCGCCCCGUGCAGUGGCGGGAACGUUCCAGAAGCAGCGGCGGAUAUCGAGCACCUUAGUCCCGCCCGUCGCGGUGUCCCUCCCCGUUUGUCGCCCGCUUCCCCCGACCCCACUGCCGAAUUCCUACGUCUCCCGGGCUCCCAGAGCGCCCCCCCCCGCCCCAGGCGCUGAUUGGCCGCGGGGCGGGAGGCGCUCGUUGAUUACGUCAUCCAGCGGUGCGGGGGGCGCCACAGUACGGGACAUGUGGCACCUUGCGGCCCGGAGGCUUCUCGCGGCGCUGAGGGGCGGCUCAGUUUGCAAGUCAUGUGCUCUCCGAAGAUUUUCCAUCCAGCCUGCCCAACAGAAGAAGAUUCCAAACCGGUAUUUGGGCCAGCCCAGCCCCUUCACACACCCACACCUUCUCAAACCAGGAGAGGUAACGCCAGGAUUGUCACAAGUGGAAUAUGCUCUUCGCCGACACAAACUGAUGGCAUUGAUCCAGAAAGAAGCCCAUGGCUGGGAUGGAAUGGACCACACAGUGAUUCUGUUAUCCAACCCCACGUACUAUAUGACCAAUGACAUCCCCUAUGUUUUUCACCAGGACACUAAUUUCCUGUACCUCUGUGGGUUCCAGGAGCCUGACAGCAUCCUAGUGCUGCAGAGCAUUCCUGGCAAAGCAUUGCCCUCCCACAAGGCUAUACUUUUUGUGCCCCGGAGAGAUCCAAGCCGAGAGCUGUGGGACGGACCCAGAUCAGGCACAGAUGGAGCAAUUGCUCUUACAGGAGUAGAUGAAGCCUACACUAUCGAGGAGUUCCGGCACUUGGUGGCCAAGCUGAAAGGUGAGUCAAACAUUAUUUGGUAUGACUUGACAAAACCAACACACACAGUGCUGCACUCUGACUACAUGGAGUCCCUGGCUGAGAUAAAAGCUCGGAGCAAAAACCGCAUCCAGGGCAUCCGACAUCUAGUGCAAAACCUUCGGCUUAUCAAAUCUCCUGCAGAGAUUGAAAGGAUGAAGAUAGCUGGACGGGUGACAGCAGAGGCUUUCAUAGAGACAAUGUUUGCCAGCAAAGCCCCAGUAGAUGAAGCCUUUCUGUAUGCAAAGUUUGAAUUCGAGUGCCGGGCUCGUGGUGCUGACAUCUUGGCCUACCCCCCUGUUGUUGCUGGUGGCAAUAGAUCAAACACUUUGCACUACGUAAAGAACAAUCAGCUCAUCAAGGAUGGUGAGAUGGUCUUGUUGGAUGGUGGAUGUGAGUCUUCCUGCUAUGUAAGUGACAUCACACGUACCUGGCCUGUUAAUGGAAGGUUCACCAAACCCCAAGCAGAACUGUACCAGGCUGUCCUGGAUAUCCAGAAAUCCUGUCUGAGCCUCUGUUCCCCAGGUGUGAGUCUAGAAAAUAUCUAUAGCCUCAUGCUGAGUCUUAUUGGACAGAAACUAAAAGACCUGGGUGUCUUAAAAAGCAGCAUCACCGAGAGCUACUUCUUCAAGGCUGUUCGAAAGUACUGCCCACAUCAUGUGGGCCAUUACUUGGGCAUGGAUGUUCAUGAUACUCCAGAUAUAUCCCGAUCCAUCCCGCUCCAGCCAGGCAUGGUGAUAACCAUCGAACCAGGCAUUUAUAUCCCUGAGGAUGAUGUGAGUGCCCCGGAGAGGUUUCGUGGGAUUGGCGUGCGCAUCGAGGAUGAUGUUGUGAUAACAGAGGAUGCGCCUCUCCUCUUGUCUACUGACUGUCCCAAGGAGAUCUACGACAUCGAGCAGAUCUGUGGCCGCAGCUCAUGAUGCCCCUUCUCUGCCUCUUUCAUCCUCCUUGGGAGAUGCAGCCCUCCAGGGAUGCAGGUCCCUGUAGCAUCCUGUAGUUGUCAAGUGAUGGAGGGUGCGGACAGUUGAUGUCUGUUUCCAAGACCAGGGUUGGGAAGUGGAAUGCAAAAGUCUUGAGUACUGAGGGAUGAAAAAGCAAAGCAGCCUUUUCUGUGCAUUUUCCUUCUGAUUUGAUUAGUGAUGAUGUUGAGCUGUUGUAGGAUGGUGGAUACCUCCCUCUGCUGAGUGAAUCCAUCUGUCCUGGUGCCCUUGGAGGGACAAUUUUGUCAGUGCCGCCUGCAGUGCCUCUUCCUGGUCCCUCUCUUGGUGUAUGGGUGCAAAUGUGGAGACCAGUGCCCCAUUUUUUCACCUUCAGCAGUCGUUUCACAACAGUCAGAUUUUAAAAAUAAAACUUUGAUAAAUGCUGUUUUAGGGAAAUAAAGUGUGUCACACAGCUUUGAUUUUUAUUGAGCCCUGGAAAGAGGGGGUUUGGUAGUCAGGAAGAUGGGUUUGAUUGGGAGAUUGAAGCCUUUGUUAGUAUUUUAAGGAUAAGAACGUGUUUGGGCCUUGUUCAAGUGUAUGCAGCAGGGAAAAACAUCUUGUCUGGUCUUUCAGCUUACUGGAGCAUUUGGUAAUUUUAGAAAGGACAGAUAGGGCUCAGGAAGUUUGAUGUACCCAUUCUUACUGUCUUCCACAUUCCCUUCUUUUUGUCCCAAAUGUCCAUUCUAGUGUCCUGUUCUAAGCCCGACUCUGUCAUGGGAAGCAGGGCUGUGUUGGCUGUGCUGGACUCCACUGGUGAGCUGCUGGUUGUCAUCUAGAUGUGAGGUGCCUGAUUCUGGGACAGUCACAGCACCUUUCUGGUCUAAUGCUGUAAGCGCCGGCAAUUUCAGCAGUGUGUUUUUAAGGCGUCUGCCCUAUGGCAGGUCUCAAGUCUUUGUACAGAAUUUAUAAGUAAAUCUUGUUUUCAAAACUCUGAGGGCAUGGUCACAGCUGCUUUUUGGGUUUUGCCAUGUGCAGUCAGUAACUAAUGCUCUGUGCUAAUAUUUUUGAGGCAGCUGUGAUUAGGGACUAGGAUGGAUGAGGGGCAAAGAGUUGUCUUCCCUCAACGUGAGCCUACCACCUAGACCAUUGUAGGCAGAAGUAAAUACACCUACUAGAGGCAAACAUCUGUGUAUUUACUGAAAAUAUUUUUACAAUCGGCUUUUUAACAUGUCAAAAAAUUGCAUCUCAUCAGUGCAUCUCCUUUUAUUUAUGCAUGCUGCUGCAUCACAUCAUCUUUUUUCCUUUCUCAUAGUACCAUUCAGUAUUUUCCCUCCCCUCUCCUCAUGUUGUUCUCAUCUAUAACAUGUUUAUUGUUCCAAUUACACCUGUUAGAGUCAUGUCAGCUGGGACAAAUCUUGGAUUUUGGAAUAAUGUAAAAAACUUAAAAGAAUAUAAAACUGAGAGCUACACGUAUGUGCUGGUUUGCGCAUCUGCUCACUUACCUAACAGGGUUAAUAAUUGUACUUACUGUAAAUAAGCAUUUGAAAUACAUAUAAAAAAAGUUAUUUUUAAAUUAAAACAAUUUGUAGAAAGUCAUUUCCUGGGCCAUCAAGUUGAGUAGAUGCAAGCACCUCCAGAUAGAGCGUUAUUUUUCAGGGAGAUAUUUAUAAAUCAUCUGUGAUCUGUCUUGGACUUGAAAGAACAUUGUCAAAUGUAGGCAAAAACUUCAUUCCUACUCCUCGUCUCAGGAAAAUCCUUCAACUUGCAAACACCAAUAGAUUGUAGGAAUGUUGCAGAGGAAUGUUUCUGUCGGUAAAGAAAUGUUUGUGACUCUGCUGAGUGGGGAGUAGUGGAUCUGCUAGGGAUGCUGUGCUUCACUAUGCUGAGUGUGUCUGUUUUAGGCCCUGAAUUGCUCCAUAUUCUGCAAUUCUUCCAUGGUGUUCAACAUGAACUGCUGCUAAUGUUUUGAAUCUGUUGUUCUAUGUAAAGAAGAGUGGAUUUUGCAGAAUAUAUUAAAUGAGAGUCUUAUAAACCUACAAUUCGAAGGCUUUUUCUUGCUUGUUGCAGCGGUGGAUAACCAGAGUAACAUCUGUGACCUACAUACAUGCUGCCAUGUCCCUUGAAUACAACCAAAUCAUAGAAUCAUGAAAUAGUUUGGGUUGGAAGGGACCUUAAAGAUCAUCCAGUUCCAACCCCCCUGCCACAGGCAGGGACACCUCCCACUAGACCAGGCUGCCCAAGGCCCCAUCCAACCUGGCCUUGAACACUUGCAGGGAUGGGGGAGCCACAGCUUCGCUGGGCAGCCACAGCUUCUCUGGGCAACCAGUGCCUCCCUGCUCUCAUGGGGAAGAAAUUCUUCCUCAUGUCUAGCCUAAAUCUGCCCCUCUCCAGUUUGUACCCAUUGCCCUUAGUCCUAUUCCUACAAGCCUUUAUGAACAGUUCCUCCCCAGCUUUCCUGCAGCCCCUUCAGGUACUGGAAUGUUGCUAUAAGGUCUCUUCAGAGUCUUCUCUUCUUGAGGCUGAACAACCCAAACUCAGCCUGUCCUCAUAUGGAAGGUGCUCCAGCCCUCAGAUCAUCUUUGUAGCCCUCCUCUGUACCCGUUUCAACAGCUCCAUAUCCUUCUUAUGUUGAGGAUUCCAGAACUGGACACAAUACCCCAGAUGAGGUCUCACAAGAGAGGAAUAGAGGGGCAGAAUCACCUCCCUCAAUCUGCUGACCUCGCUUCUUUUGAGGGGCAUGAACGUUUUACAAGACCCUUGUCGAGAAUCCCUUUUCCAGCGGUACAUACCAGUGGCGUACAUCCCCCGUCCCCAGUCCCGUACUGUCAGAUUUAUUGCAUGUCUGCCACGAAAGGGAGCCCUUGCUCCAACCCCUUGGUUGCAGGAGCAGCUCUCAAUGGCAGCACAAGCUGCCAGCUUCUUGAGGGUAUUGGUGGUGGGAUCAGUGGAAGUGGAAGAGAAAUUGGAACCAGAUGAUCCUUAAGCUCCCUUCCAACCCAAACUAUGAUUCUAUGAUUCUAUAUGCAAGUUCAUCUGGGGAGAGAUUUUGUUUCAGCCGUGGCACAGGUCU